Messenger RNA from Eucalyptus grandis, 1327 nucleotides. RefSeq lists its product as uncharacterized. The record is from RefSeq and is a predicted model, not a curated record. Gene Ontology annotation, cellular component: chloroplast. Bases 253 to 1155 code for a protein of 300 amino acids. NCBI's taxonomy places the organism in Eukaryota, Viridiplantae, Streptophyta, Magnoliopsida, Myrtales, Myrtaceae. The transcript is spliced from 8 exons.
UUCGCAAGGAGAGAGUGCCAACACCACCCAAUCACUAUGCAUUCGUCAACCAUGUUGCUUUUCCACCUUCACUCAGAGAGAGAGAGAGAGAGAGAGAGAGAGAGAUGACCUUUUUGUGCUGCAAAUGCUGCUUUAGCUCUUUAGCCUACUGAAACAUUCUCUGUCUUCCCUUCCCUGCGCUCAUUCAGAUUCGUCCUCCAACCCAUUUCACCCCUUCUUCUUCUUCUUCUUCUUCUUCUUCUUCUUGGAGAGAUGCAGACACGCGAACAAUCCGUUCGAGAGCACCACGCGCGCAGCAGACACAGACACGGAGCCGAUCACCACCCUUCCUUCUCUUCCACUCUUCUCGACUCCAUCUAUCGCUCCAUCGACGACCCGCAUCCCCGCGCAUGUUCGUCCCAUCCCUCCGCGCUCUUCCGCGACCUCCGCGCCCCCGCAAAGAAACACCCUGCCGCUGAAGCAGAAGAAGCAGAAGAAGAAGAAGAAGAAGAAGAAGAAGAAGAAGAAGAAGAAGAAGAAGAAGAAGUAGUGAGGGAUGCUGUUUUAGUCACAGACGGAGAUAGUGAAAUGGGUCAGAUGAUUAUUCUUUCGCUAAUCAUUAAAAGAACUCGAGUCAAAGCAUUGGUCAAAGACAAGCGGAUGGCCAAUGAGGCCUUUGGAGACUAUGUUGAGUCAGUGGCUGGAGACGUGAAUAGCAAGCAAUUCCUCAAUAGAGCUCUCAGAGGAGUUCGGGCCAUCAUAUGUCCAACUGAAGGUUUCUUAUAUAAUGUUGGGAGCUUGAAGGGAGUCAAACAUGUAAUACUCUUAUCUCAGCUGUCCGUUUAUGAAGGUUCGAGCGGCAUUCAAGCUGUGAUGAGAGGCUCUCCAAAAAAAUUGGCUGAGCAAGAUGAAUCAAAGCUGAGGGCUUCAGGACUGCCUUACACUCUUAUCAGGGCUGGCGCGUUGCAAGACACUCCGGGUGGAGAACGAGGCUUUUGUUUUGAUGAGGGUUGUUCGGCAAAGGGAAGUCUCAGCAAGGAAGAUGCUGCCAUGAUUUGUGUGGAAGCGCUCAGCGCAGUCCCUCAAGGAGGGUUUGCAUUCGAGGUUGUUAAUGGAGAAGAGAAGGUAUCAGAUUGGAAGCAGUGCUUGGUCAAAUUGAUGGAGAAGGCUGAUUAGCAGCUCUGAUGAUCAAUUCUCCUCCUCCUGCCAUAAUUCUUUCUAUUGGUUAUUCUCAGCAAAUCCAAGACAUAUAGUGUUUCAGGAAGUAGUAGCUUUGGUCUUGGGAGAUCUGACACUGUAAAUCAUUCUCUUCUGCUAUUUCUUAUCAUGGGAUCUGUUAGAGAAUCGA